UGAAUAUCUCUGCUGUGUUAGAUAUAUGUACAGCCUGUACAGGAAUUGUUAUUGCUUUCUGUAGUACAAUGUUGGCAUGAUCACAUCUGUAGCCCUUGACAAACUGUACAAAUGACUUGUAAAAUCUAUGCAGUCAACAUCUUUCAAAUACAGACCAUGCAAUAUUGAAAUAAUGACAUAUUUGUCUGCUCAGUAACACUUUAACAUAUUUGUUUUAUCCACAUACUGUAGAUAAGUCCUUCAUCAUCUGCUGUUGUUCUCAGUGAUAAAGUCAAGUUCCCUUCUUUUCUACGCACUAUCCCUAAUGAUAAUCACCAAACCCUGGCUUUAGCCAAGCUAGUUGGUACAUUUGGAUGGAACUGGGUUGGGAUCAUUUCAGCAGAUGAUGAUUACGGGCACUCUGCUGUUGAACAGUUGAACAUUUUACUUAAACAAGAAGGAGUAUGUAUUGCUUUCACCAAAAUAAUACCUACAAGUGUUGAUUUGCCCAAUUCAUUAAACAAUAUCAUAAAUGAGUUCACCAACUGCUCUACAGAGGUUGUAAUUGUUAUGGCAAAAGCUCCAAUUGUUUCUAAGCUUUUCAAUGAAUGCAUCAAAAUGAAUAUAACUAAAACGUGGAUCGCAAGUGACAUCUGGGCAACAUCAAAUGAAGUGUCAAGUGCUGAAGAAAUUAAAAAAGUUGGAACCGUACUUGGACUUAAUUUCAAAGGAGGCAACGUCCCAGGGUUUGCAGACUAUCUGAAAGAUCUCAAAGCAUCAAAAAAUGGAGAAAUUAACAAGUUCAUUAGAGAGUACAAGAACUUACGUUUUGGGUGCACAGAGGAUUACAUAAAGUAUCUGGAAUGUGUAAAUUCAUCAUCAGAAUAUUGUGUGCUUACUGAUUCGAUAGAAAAGAAAUCUCCCUUGGCAUGUAAAGUGAAGGACGUUUUGGGGGCAAAUGAUGAUUAUUUACUACAGAUUGCUGAAUGGCGAGCAGAAUACAGUACAGCUCUUGCCGUAAAUGCCAUAGCUCAAGCUCUCAAAAACAUUUUGUGCAAAAAGGGCAAAUGUGACAUUGACUGGAAUCUGCCACCAAAUCAGCUACUCAAUGAGCUAAAAACAGGGCAUUAUCAUUUUAAUGAGGAGAAGUUCAACUUUGAUAGCUAUGGUGAUGUGCUAAUAGACUAUGAUAUCAUUUACUGGAAACCUACUGACGACACCAUUGAAUUCCUGACCAUCGGGGCAUAUAAUACUACUGCAGGCAAAGUAAACAUAGAGAGAAAUAAUAUUACAUGGCAUACAAAGGACAACCAGGUACAGUGUAAGAUAUGCCUUUGA
Molecule: messenger RNA, 1317 nt
Organism: Xenopus tropicalis (tropical clawed frog)
Lineage: Eukaryota; Metazoa; Chordata; Amphibia; Anura; Pipidae
Product: G-protein coupled receptor family C group 6 member A
Exons: 2
Coding region: 550-1317 (255 amino acids)
Biological process (GO): G protein-coupled receptor signaling pathway
Cellular component (GO): membrane
Molecular function (GO): G protein-coupled receptor activity
Source: RefSeq, a predicted model, not a curated record